This is a messenger RNA of Hirsutella rhossiliensis, 1560 nucleotides long. RefSeq names its product tyrosyl-DNA phosphodiesterase domain-containing protein. Lineage: Eukaryota; Fungi; Ascomycota; Sordariomycetes; Hypocreales; Ophiocordycipitaceae. Gene Ontology annotation, biological process: single strand break repair; double-strand break repair. Gene Ontology annotation, cellular component: nucleus. The transcript has 3 exons. Gene Ontology annotation, molecular function: 3'-tyrosyl-DNA phosphodiesterase activity; double-stranded DNA binding; single-stranded DNA binding. The coding region runs from base 1 to 1560 and encodes 519 amino acids. The record is from RefSeq and is a predicted model, not a curated record.
AUGCAACGUCCCCUCAAGCGUCAACGGACAGACGGCGCCGCUCCCGACUCUCUGUCGAGACCCAUAAGCCCUCCUUCUCACAAACGUCAGCGUGCCUCCGAAAAGAGAGUCUUCAGGUCUCCUUUCCAGCUCACCUGGAUUCGUGACCUCCCCCCACAUCUCAACCAAGAUGCUCUGUCCCUCAAGGAUCUCUUGGGUAAUCCUCUCAUACGCGAAUGCUGGCAAUUCAACUUUCUUCAUGAUGUGCCCUUCCUCAUGAACGCCUUCGACCCGGACACCAGGCAUCUCGUCAAGGUCCACAUUGUCCACGGGUUUUGGAAGUCGGAUGAUCCCCGCAGACUCAUGCUCUCGCAAGAGGCAUCCGAGUUCAGCAACGUCCGCCUGCAUUCCGCUCCAAUGCCCGAGAUGUUUGGCACGCACCAUUCCAAAAUGAUGGUUCUCUUCCGUCAUGACGGAACGGCGCAAGUCAUCAUCCACACAGCCAACAUGAUUGCAAAGGACUGGACUAACAUGACAAACGCCGUCUGGCGGUCUCCCCUUUUGCCAAAGCUGGACGAGUCAAGCAGCACCGCAUCGGAAGCUUCAGCAUUUGCCCCUUUUGGGAGCGGGCAUCGGUUCAAAUCAGACCUGUUGAGAUACCUGAAGUCGUACGACCGUCACAAGCGAAUCUGCAAGCCAUUGGCGGACGAACUCGCUCAGCACGACUUUUUCAGUGUCAAGGGAGCCUUGGUGGCAAGCGUGCCGGGAAAACACGACAUGAAUGCCCAACCGGAGGCGGCAUGGGGCUGGGCGGCCCUCAAGUCACGCCUCCAAUCCAUUUCGUGCGACGAGGGCGACUCGGAAAUUGUCGUCCAGAUAUCGUCCAUGGCCACUCUCGGUGCAAAGGACGACUGGCUACAAAAGACGCUGUUCGGCUCGCUCGCCGGCGGCGGAAAAGGUACGGCAAAGAGGCCGAGUUUCAAGGUGGUCUUCCCGACGGCUGAUGAAGUCGGGCGAUCGCUUGACGGCUAUGCAUCCGGGGGCUCCAUCCACACCAAGAUUCAAUCUCAACAGCAAGCCAAGCAACUCGGCUACCUCGAGCCAAUGCUCCAUCACUGGGCCAAUGACAGCCAUGAUGGAAGGGAGCUGCCGUCGGGGAGCGGCAUUCUAGACGGCGGGCGGCAACGCGCGGCCCCGCACGUGAAGACGUACAUACGGUAUAACGAGAAGAGGACGAUCGAUUGGGCCCUGCUCACGUCGGCCAACCUGUCGAGGCAGGCGUGGGGCGAGGCGGGCAAAUCGACGGGCGAAAUGCGAAUAGCGUCGUGGGAGAUUGGCGUGUUGGUCUGGCCCGAAUUAUAUGGGCAGGGCAGUGUCAUGGUGGGCUCGUUCCAGUCGGACACUCCCGGCAGCGGGCCGGAGACAGGGGCAGGGGGUGGCAGCGCCAUCGUGGGCCUCCGCAUCCCGUACAGCUUGCCGUUGCAGCGGUACGGUCCGCACGAGGUGCCAUGGGUGGCCAGCAUGAAUCACUCCGAACCCGACUGCCAGGGUCGCAUCUGGGAGGUGCAGAGACGGGUCUGA